Oenanthe melanoleuca is the source of this 6499-nucleotide messenger RNA. RefSeq names its product myosin-1B-like. Gene Ontology annotation, cellular component: myosin complex. Gene Ontology annotation, molecular function: cytoskeletal motor activity; actin filament binding; ATP binding. Lineage: Eukaryota; Metazoa; Chordata; Aves; Passeriformes; Muscicapidae. Bases 32 to 5866 code for a protein of 1944 amino acids. The record is from RefSeq and is a predicted model, not a curated record. The transcript is spliced from 38 exons.
GGUCUGGCAAGCAACACCAUAACGUGCAGCCAUGUCGUCAGACGCCGAGAUGGCGAUCUUUGGGGAGGCGGCUCCUUACCUCCGAAAAUCGGAAAAGGAGAGAAUUGAAGCCCAGAACAAACCUUUUGAUGCUAAAUCAUCCGUCUUUGUGGUACAUGCAAAGGAAUCCUUUGUGAAAGGGACAGUCACGAGCAGAGAAUCAGGCAAAGUCACUGUCAAGACUGAAAAGGGAGAGACCUUGACCGUGAAGGAAGAUCAAAUCUUCUCCAUGAACCCUCCCAAGUAUGACAAAAUCGAGGACAUGGCCAUGAUGACCCACCUCCACGAACCCGCUGUGCUGUACAACCUCAAAGAGCGUUACGCAGCCUGGAUGAUCUACACCUACUCGGGUCUCUUCUGCGUCACUGUCAACCCCUACAAGUGGCUGCCGGUGUACAACCCCGAGGUGGUGUUGGCCUACCGAGGCAAGAAGCGCCAGGAGGCCCCUCCACACAUCUUCUCCAUCUCUGACAACGCCUAUCAGUUCAUGCUGACUGAUCGGGAGAACCAGUCCAUCCUGAUCACCGGAGAAUCCGGGGCCGGGAAGACUGUGAACACAAAGCGUGUCAUCCAGUACUUUGCAACAAUUGCAGCCAGCGGAGAGAAAAAGAAGGAGGAGAAGUCAUCAGGCAAAAUGCAGGGAACGCUUGAGGAUCAAAUCAUCAGCGCCAACCCACUGCUGGAGGCCUUUGGAAACGCCAAGACCGUGAGGAACGACAACUCCUCACGCUUUGGCAAAUUCAUCAGAAUCCACUUCGGUGCCACAGGCAAGCUGGCUUCUGCUGACAUUGAAACUUAUCUGCUGGAGAAGUCCAGAGUCACUUUCCAGCUCAAGGCGGAAAGGAGCUACCACAUCUUUUAUCAGAUCAUGUCCAACAAGAAGCCAGAGCUAAUAGACAUGCUCCUUAUCACCACCAACCCAUAUGACUACCAAUUUGUGAGUCAAGGUGAGAUCACUGUUCCCAGCAUUAAUGACCAGGAGGAGCUGAUGGCUACAGAUAGUGCCAUUGACAUCCUGGGUUUCACUGCUGAUGAGAGAACAGCCAUCUACAAGCUGACAGGGGCUGUCAUGCACUAUGGAAACCUGAAGUUCAAGCAGAAACAACGAGAGGAGCAGGCAGAGCCUGAUGGCACAGAAGUUGCUGACAAGGCUGCCUACCUGAUGGGUCUGAACUCAGCAGACCUGCUCAAGGCCCUCUGCUACCCCCGAGUGAAGGUGGGGAAUGAAUACGUGACCAAGGGCCAAACUGUGCAGCAGGUGUACAAUUCAGUGGGUGCCCUGGCAAAGGCUGUCUAUGAGAAGAUGUUCCUGUGGAUGGUUGUUCGUAUCAACGAGCAGCUGGACACGAAGCAGCCCAGGCAGUACUUCAUUGGUGUCCUGGACAUUGCUGGCUUUGAGAUCUUUGAUUUCAACAGCCUGGAGCAGCUGUGCAUCAACUUCACCAAUGAGAAACUGCAACAGUUCUUCAACCACCACAUGUUCGUGCUGGAGCAGGAGGAGUACAAGAAGGAGGGAAUUGAAUGGGAGUUCAUUGACUUUGGCAUGGACCUGGCUGCCUGCAUUGAGCUCAUUGAGAAGCCCAUGGGCAUCUUCUCCAUCCUGGAAGAGGAGUGCAUGUUCCCCAAGGCAACUGACACCUCUUUCAAGAACAAGCUCUAUGACCAGCACCUGGGCAAGUCCAACAACUUCCAGAAGCCCAAGCCUGGCAAAGGCAAGGCUGAGGCUCACUUCUCCCUGGUGCACUACGCUGGAACAGUGGAUUACAACAUCACUGGCUGGCUGGAGAAGAACAAGGACCCUCUGAAUGAAACUGUCAUUGGGCUGUACCAGAAAUCAUCUGUGAAGACCCUGGCUUUACUCUUUGCCUCUGCUGGAGGAGAGGCAGAGGCUAGUGGUGGUGGUGGUGGCGGCGGCAAGAAGGGAGGCAAGAAGAAGGGUUCUUCUUUCCAGACCGUCUCAGCUCUUUUCCGGGAGAACCUCAACAAGCUGAUGACCAAUCUGCGGAGCACACAUCCCCAUUUUGUGCGCUGUAUCAUCCCCAAUGAGACUAAAACACCUGGUGCCAUGGAGCACGAGCUGGUGCUGCACCAGCUGCGCUGUAACGGCGUGCUGGAAGGGAUCAGGAUUUGCAGGAAGGGAUUCCCCAGCAGAGUCCUGUACGCUGACUUCAAACAGAGAUACAAGGUGCUUAAUGCCAGUGCCAUCCCCGAGGGACAGUUCAUCGAUAGCAAGAAGGCUUCUGAGAAGCUCCUUGGGUCAAUCGAUGUGGACCACACUCAGUACAGAUUUGGACACACCAAGGUGUUCUUCAAAGCUGGGCUGAUAGGGCUCCUGGAGGAGAUGAGAGAUGAGAAGCUGGCACAGCUCAUCACCCGCACCCAGGCCUUGUGCAGGGGCUUCCUAAUGAGAGUGGAGUACAGGAGAAUGGUGGAGCGGAGGGAGUCCAUCUUCUGCAUCCAGUACAACAUUCGUUCAUUCAUGAAUGUCAAACACUGGCCAUGGAUGAAGCUGUUCUUCAAGAUCAAGCCCUUGCUGAAGAGUGCAGAGUCUGAGAAGGAGAUGGCCAACAUGAAGGGGGAGUUUGAGAAAACCAAGGAAGAGCUUGCAAAGUCAGAAGCAAAGCGGAAGGAGCUUGAGGAGAAAAUGGUUUCUUUACUGAAGGAGAAAAAUGACCUGCAGCUUCAAGUGCAGGCUGAAGCAGAUAGCUUGGCUGAUGCUGAGGAAAGGUGUGACCAGCUCAUCAAAACCAAAAUCCAACUCGAAGCCAAAAUUAAGGAGGUGACUGAAAGGGCUGAGGAUGAAGAGGAAAUUAAUGCUGAGCUGACAGCCAAGAAGAGGAAACUGGAGGAUGAAUGUUCAGAGCUGAAGAAAGAUAUUGAUGACCUUGAGCUAACACUGGCCAAGGUGGAGAAGGAAAAACAUGCCACUGAGAACAAGGUGAAAAACCUGACUGAGGAGAUGGCAGCCCUGGACGAGACCAUUGCCAAGCUGACAAAAGAGAAGAAAGCCCUCCAAGAGGCCCAUCAGCAGACCCUGGAUGACCUGCAGGCAGAGGAGGACAAAGUCAAUACUCUGACCAAAGCCAAGACCAAGCUGGAACAGCAAGUGGAUGAUCUGGAAGGGUCCCUGGAGCAAGAGAAGAAACUGCGCAUGGACCUGGAGAGAGCUAAGAGGAAACUGGAAGGAGACCUGAAGCUGGCCCAGGACAGCAUCAUGGAUUUGGAGAAUGAUAAGCAGCAGCUGGAUGAGAAACUGAAGAAGAAAGACUUUGAAAUCAGCCAGAUCCAGAGCAAGAUCGAGGAUGAACAAGCCCUGGGCAUGCAAUUUCAGAAGAAGAUCAAGGAGCUGCAGGCCCGUAUUGAGGAGCUGGAGGAGGAAAUUGAGGCAGAGCGAACCUCUCGCGCUAAAGCAGAGAAGCAUCGGGCUGACCUGUCCAGGGAGCUGGAGGCGAUCAGCGAGCGCCUGGAAGAAGCAGGAGGUGCCACAGCAGCUCAGAUUGAUAUGAACAAGAAACGUGAGGCGGAAUUCCAGAAGAUGCGCCGUGACCUGGAAGAGGCCACGCUGCAGCACGAAGCCACGGCUGCCGCCCUGCGCAAGAAGCACGCGGACAGCACAGCUGAGCUGGGGGAGCAGAUCGACAACCUGCAACGCGUGAAGCAGAAGCUGGAGAAGGAGAAGAGUGAGCUGAAGAUGGAGAUUGAUGACUUGGCCAGCAAUAUGGAGUCUGUCUCCAAAGCCAAGGCCAACCUGGAGAAGAUGUGCCGCACUCUAGAAGACCAGCUGAGCGAGAUUAAGACCAAGGAAGAAGAGCAUCAGCGCAUGAUCAAUGACCUCAAUGCUCAAAGAGCUCGUCUGCAGACAGAAGCAGGUGAAUAUUCACGCCAAGUGGAUGAGAAGGAUGCUUUGGUUUCUCAGCUGUCCAGAGGCAAACAGGCUUUCACCCAACAGAUUGAGGAACUCAAGAGGCAUCUGGAAGAAGAGAUAAAGGCGAAGAGUGCCCUGGCCCACGCCCUGCAGUCCGCUCGCCACGACUGUGACUUGCUCCGGGAACAAUAUGAGGAGGAGCAGGAGGCCAAGGGGGAGCUGCAGCGAGCCCUGUCCAAGGCCAACAGUGAAGUGGCCCAGUGGAGAACCAAAUACGAGACAGACGCGAUUCAGCGCACGGAGGAGCUCGAGGAGGCCAAGAAGAAGCUCGCCCAGCGCCUGCAGGAUGCAGAGGAACAUGUUGAAGCUGUCAAUGCCAAAUGUGCCUCCCUGGAAAAGACAAAGCAGAGGCUGCAGAAUGAAGUGGAAGACCUGAUGAUUGAUGUGGAGAGAUCCAAUGCUGCCUGCGCUGCUCUGGAUAAGAAACAGAAGAACUUUGACAAGAUCCUGGCAGAAUGGAAGCAGAAGUAUGAGGAAACGCAGGCUGAGCUGGAGGCCUCCCAGAAGGAGUCGCGCUCUCUCAGCACGGAGCUGUUCAAGAUGAAGAAUGCCUAUGAGGAGUCCUUGGACCACCUGGAGACAAUGAAGCGGGAGAACAAGAAUUUGCAGCAGGAGAUUUCCGACCUCACAGAGCAGAUUGCCGAGCAAGGAAAGGCAAUUCAUGAGCUGGAGAAAGUCAAGAAGCAGAUUGAGCAGGAAAAAUCUGAUAUCCAGGCUGCUCUGGAGGAAGCUGAGGCCUCCCUGGAGCAUGAAGAGGGGAAGAUCCUGCGCCUGCAGCUUGAGCUCAACCAAGUGAAAUCUGAGAUUGACAGAAAGAUAGCAGAGAAAGAUGAGGAGAUUGACCAGAUGAAGAGAAAUCACCUCAGAAUCGUGGACUCCAUGCAGAGCACCCUGGAUGCUGAGAUCAGGAGCAGGAAUGAAGCCCUGAGGCUGAAGAAGAAGAUGGAGGGAGACCUGAAUGAAAUGGAGAUCCAGCUGAGCCAUGCCAACCGUAUGGCUGCAGAAGCACAAAAGAAUCUGAGAAAUACCCAGGCAGUGCUCAAGGACACUCAGAUCCAUCUGGAUGAAGCUCUCAGGACGCAGGAUGACCUGAAGGAGCAGGUGGCCAUGGUGGAGCGCAGAGCAAACCUGCUGCAGGCUGAAGUUGAGGAGCUCCGGGCAGCCCUGGAGCAGACAGAGCGGUCGAGGAAACUGGCUGAGCAGGAGCUUCUGGAUGCAAGUGAGAGAGUUCAGCUUCUCCACACGCAGAACACCAGCUUGAUCAACACCAAGAAGAAGCUGGAAACAGACAUUGCCCAGAUCCAGAGUGAAAUGGAGGAUACCAUCCAGGAAGCCCGCAAUGCUGAGGAGAAGGCCAAGAAGGCCAUCACAGAUGCGGCCAUGAUGGCAGAAGAGCUGAAGAAGGAGCAGGACACCAGUGCCCACCUGGAGAGGAUGAAGAAGAACCUGGACCAGACAGUGAAGGACCUGCAGCACCGUCUGGAAGAGGCCGAGCAGCUGGCACUGAAGGGAGGGAAGAAGCAGAUCCAGAAGCUGGAGGCCAGGGUGCGGGAGCUGGAAGGGGAGGUUGAUGCUGAGCAGAAGCGCAGCGCUGAAGCCGUGAAGGGUGUGCGCAAGUACGAGCGGAGGGUGAAGGAACUGACCUACCAGUCUGAGGAAGACAGGAAGAAUAUUCUCAGGCUGCAGGAUCUGGUGGACAAGCUGCAAAUGAAAGUGAAAUCCUACAAGAGACAAGCUGAGGAGGCUGAGGAGCUGUCCAAUGUCAACCUGUCCAAGUUCCGCAAGAUCCAGCACGAGCUGGAGGAAGCCGAGGAGCGGGCUGACAUUGCAGAGUCACAGGUCAACAAGCUCCGAGUGAAGAGCCGCGAGUUUCACAGCAAGAAAAUAGGAGAGGAAGAGUGAGAAUAUCAUGAGGAAGCAAAGUGACCUGAGGGCUGCACAAAAUGUGAACCCUCUGUCACUUCCUUCUGCAAUGAGGCUUUAUAUAUAUGUCUAAACACUAAAGAUCGUAGAUUGCUUUGCAUAAAAUGCAGUAGUUACAUUUUAGUUCUGCAGUUAUUUAAGUGUUGAUUGUGUUCAAAUAAUUAAUAUUCAGGAGUAAAUUUCUGAAUUUUCUCGAGUAAGAUUCAGAAACUCCAGUACUCCAGCUACAGUAAGAGUAAUAGGCAUGAGAGCAAACAAAAAUUUUUACACUGUACUGCAGUGUUUCCUAGCAAUGGAAUUGUGAUUUGAAGUUAGAAUAAAUAUUAAAUAAAAAAUGUUCCUUAGGAAGAGAAAUUGUAAACCUGUGUUUUAUAAGUUUACAAGUAUACAUAUCAAAAGGAACUAAUUUUAUUUUCUAACACCGGAAUUGAGAGCAGCUCUGUUAACAUAACAUCAUAAGGAAAUGUCCAAGUCUGACACCCUGAGAAUUUAGAGAAGCACUAAACAUUGUGUUUCUACACAGCCAAACAGUGCUUCCAAGCUUCCUUUCGCAGCAAUGCAUGUGCUUUUUUGUAUAAAGGAACUGAAAACUGGAUGAAAAAAAUAGCUGAU